This is a messenger RNA of Rotaria socialis, 510 nucleotides long. NCBI's taxonomy places the organism in Eukaryota, Metazoa, Rotifera, Eurotatoria, Philodinida, Philodinidae. The record is from the annotation of a GenBank genome assembly.
AUGGCAUAUAUAAUCAACAGCAACUCUUGUGAAUGCUUUCCUAACUACAGUACUAGUACAUUUUUACCCUGUUGCAAUGCACCUGUAGUCCUCGAUUCUACUUAUCAAGCACGACAUUUUCAAGAAGUUUAUUAUGCACCUGAACCAGCACCUGAAAUUCAAGUUGUACGACAACGAUUACCGGAUCCUCCGCCAGAUGUAAUCGAACGAGUUGUCGUUGUUCCUCAACCGAAGAAAUACGUUUAUCAAGUUGUCGAAGUACCAACGAAACCACCACCAGUUGUACAACAACGUGUUGUUCAUCAAGCUCCUAAUCCAACACUAUGUGGCGGUACUUAUCGUGUACAAGUACCACAUGGUUCCGUUGCAAAUGCUCCAAAACUAGUACAAUCGGCGUCAUACAUGCAAGGAUCGCCUCUCAUUCAACAAGCACCGAUGUCUUAUGGUUCUUCAUCUACCAUUCAACAAGCGCCAAUUUCUUAUGGUUCUCCAUCCUUCAUGACUCUUUAA